This is a messenger RNA of Cuscuta epithymum, 1967 nucleotides long. The record is from the annotation of a GenBank genome assembly. Lineage: Eukaryota; Viridiplantae; Streptophyta; Magnoliopsida; Solanales; Convolvulaceae.
CUCACGCGCGGUCUCGUGGGGAGGAGAAUCAAGGACACUUGGGAAUAUGGAAAACUUCGAACCUUGUAUCUCUGAGCUUUUAUUCAAGUUACUCCUGACAAGUUCAGCUAUUGACAAGUUGAGUCUAGUUUAAGGUUGCUGGGAUUUCCUUGCAGUUAAUCGUAGGGACGCAGAAAUGGGGUUCUUCAGUACGAUCACCGGCGUUUGUGGAUUUGGAGUUGGGCUGACGGCAGGGCUGACGAUUGGGUACUAUAUCUUCAUCUAUUUUCUGCCCAACGAUGUGAAGGAUCCUGUUAUCCGCCCGUUGGUUGAGCGAGACACCGAGGCUUUGCAAAAAUUGCUUUCAGAAAUCCCUCUUUGGGUUAAAAAUCCAGAUUAUGACCGAGUUGACUGGAUCAACGAGUUUCUGGGGUACAUGUGGCCUUAUUUGGACAAGGCCAUAUGUAGGACUGCCAAGACCAUUGCUAAACCAAUCAUUGAGGAGCAAAUUCCGAAGUAUAAAAUUGACUCUGUAGAAUUUGAAACACUGACUCUUGGGUCUCUGCCACCAACUCUGCAAGGUAUGAAGGUUUAUCUUACUGAUGAAAAAGAGUUAAUCUUGGAGCCAUCAUUCAAAUGGGCAGGGAAUCCUAAUAUUACUUUACUUGUUCAAUCGUUUGGAUUAAAAGCAACUGCCCAGCUUGUAGAUUUUCAGAUCUUUGCAGCACCACGCAUUACCCUGAAACCUUUGGUCCCAAGCUUUCCAUGUUUCUGCAAAAUAAUCGUGUCACUUAUGGAUAAGCCACAUGUUGACUUUGGGUUGAAGAUUCUAGGUGCUGAUCUCAUGUCAAUUCCUGGCCUGUACAGGUUUAUCCAGGAGAUGAUUAAAGAUCAGGUUGGUAACAUGUAUCUGUGGCCUAAAACUCUGGAAGUGGAAAUUUUGGACCCCUCAAAAGCAAUGAAACGUCCCGUUGGUAUUCUUCAUGUGAAGAUUUGUGGAGCAACCCAACUGAAAAAGAAAGAUCUACUUGGAGCAUCUGACCCGUAUGUCAAACUCAAGCUCACAGAGUCAAAACUCCCUUCAAAGAAGACUACUGUGAAACAUAAAAAUUUAAACCCAGUAUGGGAUGAGGAGUUUAGCAUGGUUGUGAAAGACCCAGAAUCUCAAGAACUGGAGAUAUAUGUUUAUGAUUGGGAGAAGGUCGGGAAACACGAAAAGAUGGGCAUGAAUGUUGUCCCAGUCAAGGAUCUAACUCCUGACGACAAAAAAACCAUGACACUUGAUCUCCUAAAGACCAUGGAUCCAAAUGAUCCUCAGAACAACAAGUCACGCGGGCAAAUCACAGUGGAACUAACAUACAAACCUUUCAAAGAGGAGGAAGGGCCAGAAGAUUCUUCGAAGUCUGGUAAAUUUGGUAAAAUGCCAGAAGGAACCCCACCAGGAGGUGGUGUUCUCUCCGUGUUAAUCCACGGAGCAGAAGAUAUUGAGGGAAAGCACCAUACUCACCCAUAUGUUCAGAUCAUUUUUAAAGGGGAGGAGAAAAAGACCAAGCAACUGAAGAAAAACACUGAUCCAAGAUGGGAGGAGGAGUUUACUUUUAUGUUGGAGAAGCCUCCUCUGGAUGAAAAGCUACAUGUACAAGUUGUCAGUACUUCGAAGACUAGUAUUAUGCAUCAUAAGGAAAUGUUGGGUUAUGUUGAUAUCAACCUUUCCGAUGUGGUUAGCAACAGGAGGAUCAACGAGAAGUACCAUCUCAUUGAUUCAAGGAAUGGGAAGAUUCAAAUUGAGCUGACAUGGAAUUCUGCUUCCUAGUCCUUUGCACCUAUCCUAUAUAGAUACUCUUGAAAUUUGUAGCUGAACAAUGUCCCCUUUUCUAUUUCGGGUUUGAUAGCAGUCCUGUAACAUGUCUGUAUAUUAUCAUCAUCAUUAUUAUUAUAUAUUAUAUCAUUGUUCUAUUGUUGUUAUUUUGUUGAUAUCAUUGUUGUCG